UGAUGGAAAAAAUCAGUGCUUACACAGUGACAGGGACCAGCUUCCAUAUUUUGCUGUCUUAUCGCUAUCUUACCCACACACACUUCGCUAUCUGUCAAAACAUACGUCCGGGAUUCCCCACUCUCCAAUCAAUGUCCAAAAUAGCAGUUUUUCGGAAUUGCCUUCCACUUGUUUGAUAUAAUGCUCAGAAGACUUCAAGAAUUCAUACAUAAAAUUUGAUCAUCUUCAAAAAAUUUCCGAACUCUGCAUGCGGGUAUGGAAUCUAAUGGAAGACCAGAAGCUUCUGAAAUUCUACGUCAAAUCGAGUCUCUGCGAUCCUCAAAGGACGAAAUAGAGCGGCAGAUAUCAGAUCUGGAAGCUCAGCUCCAACAACUUAAUUGUGACGAGAAUAAUUGCAGAAAAGCAGAAGAGGAUGAGGUGAAUUCAAAUGGUUCGAGUUCGUGUUUAAUUUUGCCGUCGGAGAACGGUAGUUUUGACUCUGGACAUGGAUUGGCUUCGGAUAUGAUUUACAGAUACAGCCGACAACUCUUGCUCCCUGCAUUUGGAGUCCAAGGGCAGGCAAAUCUCUUGAAAUCAUCAGUGUUAGUUAUUGGAGCUGGAGGACUUGGUUCACCUGCGCUGUUAUAUCUUGCGGCUUGUGGUUUUGGUCGUAUAGGUAUUGUUGACCAUGAUGUGGUUGAACUUAACAAUCUCCAUAGGCAGAUUAUUCAUACUGAAGCUUAUAUUGGAAGGCCGAAGGUGGAGUCUGCUGCUGCUGCUUGUCGUGCGAUUAAUUCAACUGUUGAAAUUGUGGAGCACAAAGAAGCAUUUCGUGCGACAAAUGCAUUAGGGAUUGUGAGAAAAUAUGACAUAGUCGUAGAUGCAACAGAUAAUGUUCCAAGCCGUUACCUGAUCAAUGAUUGCUGUGUUGUUUUGGGAAAGCCUCUUGUAUCUGGAGCUGCACUUGGACUUGAAGGGCAGCUAACGGUAUACAACUAUAAUGGUGGGCCAUGUUACAGAUGCUUAUUUCCAACUCCACCACCUACAGCAGCAUGUCAAAGAUGUGCUGAUAGUGGAGUUCUAGGUGUAGUGCCUGGUAUUAUUGGGUGUCUUCAAGCCUUGGAGGCUAUAAAGAUUGGAAGUGCUGUUGGUGAUCCAUUCUCGGGACGGAUGCUUCUGUUUGAUGCAAUUUCAGGCCGGAUUCGUAUAGUGAAGAUUAGAGGAAGGUCAUUGCAAUGUGAAGCUUGUGGUGAAAAUGCACCUCUGUCUGAAAAGCAGUUUCAAGAGUUUGACUAUGAACGCUUUACUCAGACUCCCUUCUCAACGGCUCCUCUGAAGUUGAGCCUGCUUCCAGUGGAUGCCAGAAUUAGCAGCAAGGAGUACCAUGAGAGAGUUGUUAAAGGAGAACCACAUGUGCUGGUAGAUGUAAGACCUGCUCAUCACUAUAAGAUUGUUUCACUUCCCAACUCCAUCAACAUACCCUUCCUGAGUCUGGAAGCAAGAUUGCAUGAAAUAUCUUCAGCGUUGAUGAAAAAAGAUGAGAGCAAGAAUAGCGCUGAUUUGAAUGCAUCCCUGUAUGUUGUUUGUAGAAGAGGUAAUGAGUCACAACGAGCUGUUCAAUACCUCCACAAAAUGGGAUUUUCAUCUGCCAAGGACAUAAUAGGUGGCAUUCAAUCAUGGGCCCAUGAUGUGGAUCCAAAAUUUCCUACUUACUGAAAUAUCUUGGCAUGGUGCGGAAUUUUUGGGACGUAUAUGGUAUUGUCUCAAGUGUGUAAUACACUUGCUCUGUUUGGAUUGUAAAAUAUAUAUCCAUAUUUUUACUGUAGCACUUUUUAUGAUGUGAUGUAUGUG
Coffea eugenioides is the source of this 1830-nucleotide messenger RNA. RefSeq names its product adenylyltransferase and sulfurtransferase MOCS3. The transcript has 11 exons. NCBI's taxonomy places the organism in Eukaryota, Viridiplantae, Streptophyta, Magnoliopsida, Gentianales, Rubiaceae. The coding region runs from base 256 to 1695 and encodes 479 amino acids. Gene Ontology annotation, cellular component: cytosol; cytoplasm. Gene Ontology annotation, biological process: tRNA wobble position uridine thiolation. The record is from RefSeq and is a predicted model, not a curated record. Gene Ontology annotation, molecular function: adenylyltransferase activity; URM1 activating enzyme activity; thiosulfate-cyanide sulfurtransferase activity.